This is a messenger RNA of Nicrophorus vespilloides, 2527 nucleotides long. Its product is annotated as solute carrier family 25 member 35-like. The record is from RefSeq and is a predicted model, not a curated record. The coding region runs from base 629 to 1543 and encodes 304 amino acids. The transcript has 4 exons. Lineage: Eukaryota; Metazoa; Arthropoda; Insecta; Coleoptera; Silphidae.
AGCAAUUUAGUUAACUAAGCUCGGUAAUCGAGGUGCAGAGCUAAGCAAAUACGCUGUAUUUGCACAGAACGUAUUCUUAAUAUCAUUAGCAAACUGAUAAUAAGCAAUAAUAAGCGGAUUUGGGAAGAGCAGGGUCGCCGUUGAAAUCGGAUUAAAUCGGAGAGGAAAACGGGCUCAUUAUUUAAUUUCGAAAACGAUGUCGUCCUUGGCGGAGUACGCACGCAAGUAAAAUAAAAUUCAACUCAAGUGCGGCAAUUCUGUAACAAAAAUAUUAUUUUUUUUUUUGGCGUGAAUAAAAGAGUUCAGUUCGUGUUUCUCAUAUCGACGGUAACAAUCGUAACGGAAUCGUCUCAAUCAGUUUUACGGGAUGAAUGAAUGACUACACGAGACAGCGAAUUACGUCAGAAACAUAGUAGUUAUACAAUUUUAUUUUGGUCCGCUACAUUCGCGCUCCUAACUGAAACAGAAACGCUACAAUUCUGUUUAGCACACAAAAAAAUUAGUAAAAUAAAGUUUACAAAAUGUCAUCUUGCAAUCUGAAGACAUAGUUCAUGCAUUCAUUUCAAACAAAUUGAAAGAAUCAUAUAGUUGCUGGUGCCUCCUGAAAGAAUAUCAAUAAAAAAACAUAAUGGAAUUCGGAGUUGGUGGUUUAGCUGCAGUCUGUGCGGGUUUCUUCACGAAUCCUUUGGAAGUGAUGAAAGUGCGGAUGCAGUUGCAGGGAGAGUUGAACGCGCGCGGUAAACACGCCGUGCAUUACAGAAACGUCUUUCACGCUGGUUACGUAAUAGCGAAGCACGAUGGCAUUUUGGCACUGCAGGCUGGAUUGGUUCCUGCCCUCUGGUUCCAGCUCUUCCUCAACGGUUUCCGUUUAGGUUCCUAUCAAACGUUAGCAAAUCGCGGUUUCAUGACCGACGAAAAGGGCAAGAUCGUAUUCUACAGGACUGUGAUUGCUGGUGGCGUCUGCGGUGGCGUCGGCGCCAUCAUCGGAAGUCCUCUUUACCUCAUCAAGACGCAUCUGCAAGCGAACGCUGCCAAAGAAAUCGCUUUUGGACACCAACACCAACAUGGAGGCAUGGUUCAAGGAUUCGCUAAUAUCUUCAAGAGUCAUGGUGUUACAGGUUUGUUCAGGGGGGCGUCCGCCGCGAUUCCGAGAGCUUUCUUCGGGUCGACGGCUCAACUGACCUCGUUCAACUACUGCAAGGUUUGGCUCGCAAACUACGACUUCUUUAAGGGCAAACCCUUGUCCUCGACCUUCGCCGCGAGCAUGGUCGGAGGCAUUGUCGUCGCCGUCGUCAUGACGCCCUUCGAUCUGAUCUCAACCAGACUCUACAAUCAAGGUGUAGACGCAAAGGGAAAGGGAUUGUUGUACAACAAUUAUCUGGAUUGCGUUCUGAAAAUCCAAAGAUCCGAAGGUUUCCUAGGUUUCUACAAAGGUUUGGGCGCAUGCUACUUCCGGUUAGGUCCUCACACGGUCCUAACACUGGUCUUCUGGGACCAACUGAAGAGCUAUUACGACUCCUACCAGAUGCAGCAGAAGAUGUGAUCACCGCUGUCUUUAGGUUUAGUCUUUCUUUUCUAGUGAAACAAUUGAGAACAAAUUGAAAAACAAAAGAGAGUAAAAGUCUUUAAAAAAAUUUGUUUACGUUAACGUUUCUAUGACGUCUUUGCAUUGAUAAAACAAAAAAUGUAUAUUAAAUAACUGCGAGAUAACAUAGUGUAUAAAAAAAAUUGUUGUUUUUUUUCUUCUAAAUUUAGUUUUGAAAUUUUUCUGUUGUUCGAAUUGGGAAAAAUCUUCCUUUUGUUUAAAAUAUGAAACUUUGAUCGGUGAUGCAAGAUUGGGAUACACUGGAGGUUGCACAACCUGAAAAAUAAUUGAAUACCGCGCAGUGUGCGUAUCUGUACGUAUGUACGUUUGCUGCAACAAUUAUGCAACGAGUUCGAAAACCCCAUUCGGUUUGCGAUCAUUUUCUUAUCGCGCACUCGGUUUUCCUGUUCAAUCUCAUUAUGGCAUUACUUUUUGUUGUUGUUGUUGUUCUUGUCUUUAAUUGAACAACGGCGCUGAGUUUCGCAAAUGACGUAACCGCAAAAGAGAUAUAUAUAUAUACAUAUUGUGUUUAUAAUAAACACACGUCCGGCUUUAUACGCACAAAACUAUAGCGCUUUUUCGCACUUUGGACUCGGCGUUCGCAUUGCAUCGAGUCUUUAGAUACAUUUAAUUAUAUGAGACUCGUACAUAUAUUUAUUUACACAAAUCCAAUGAUAGAACUGAAGUAAUUACAAUUAAUUUCAUGUCGUUUCCAAGGUUUACAUGUUGCAUGUGGAUUUUUGCUUUUUCCAAUUGGAAUCUCGUUUGGAAAUCUCGUGGAAACGGGGUACGGGUCGUUAGACCUUGCGUUUGUGAAUUAAAACAAUCGACACGCAAUCCGUUUUAUCAAUCCGAUGAUAAUUAAACGGAAUAAGGUCAAUAAUUUUAUUUUUUUCACACAGAAAAUUCACAUAUUUGUACAUUUACAGAUUCAAGUACUUU